Messenger RNA from Symbiodinium sp. CCMP2592, 2772 nucleotides. Lineage: Eukaryota; Dinophyceae; Suessiales; Symbiodiniaceae. The record is from the annotation of a GenBank genome assembly.
AUGAGCGCCGAUUCGUUGCCAGAUGCAGAUGUUACCGGGAUUGAUAUCUCGGAGGGCGAAGGACCCUCACCAUCGGAGAUUCCGAUACCCAAUUUUGGGUUCCAGGGAAUCGAGAUUGACAAUGUUCUACCUGAUCGACUUUCUACAGGACAGGACAUUCCGAUGGUAAAUUCUUCUUCCUCUCAGUCUAGGGAGGACACUUCAGAAGUCAGGUCAGACAUCGAUCAAUCGAUUGCUCCCCCAGUGGAGAAACCUCAGCUCCCUUCACAACGAGUUGCUCGCGCGAAGAAUGCUGCUAAGGUUCCCAAGGGAUCCGUGGGACAGGCUUUGCAGCAGAGGAGGGAACAGAUGUUGGGAGCAAUCGAAGUCUGUAAGCCUCUAGAGGACAACAUUGUGUCGGCUGCCGAGUCUUCUGCUUCUGACGUGGAUAUACAGGUUCAACAGGACCUGGCGGAUCGUGCGGUUCUAAUGGCGACCUCUCGCAGCCCUUCGGCACUAGGAGUGAUCAAGCCUGUGUCGCCAGCCUCAACAACAUCGGCGACAGCACCUCCCCCUCCUCCACCACCUCCUCCGCCAGUGUCUUCUGCAGGAAUCGAGUGUACACCAAUGCAACCUCCGCAGUAUGCAGGUGAUCCACUACUCACGACUAGUGGACAGGACGUGCACUCUGAGUUGGUUCUGUCGAGGACAGUGGGUGGAGCAGUCAGUGUCAAGCUCAAGAGCUGGCAAGGUCGUCUUAUCAUGCAGGCAGCUCCUGAGGACCAGAUUCAAGGCAACAUCAAGAUUGUAACAGAUCUUUGCAAUGAGUCAGGCAUUCAGCUCCUGCCUCUUUUCGAGCUUCGGUGCUUUGCAACACUGAUGUGCCAAUAUACAGGAGAUACAUCUCGCAUGUUCUGUCGAGUGAAAUGCCAUGAGUCCAAGGCACAUGUUUACUGGAGCUUUGAUCUGACUGAUCGCUUUGUACCACAUGAUGAUUUAUCUGCCGAACUGCGAAAUUUAUAUUAUUUUGCUCAUGGCUCGGAUAUGGCAGGUGUGCAGGGCAUAAUCCAAUCUCGGUUUUUGGCACCAGCCACAUUGGCGGACGGCCCGGAGGCUGUAGGCCACUAUUCGCAAGCAACUCCGUGGAGUGAUGACAUGUCUUUUGUGCAGAUUCUUGAUAGGGUUACGAACUCUGCCAAAUGGGCUUGUCCCAUUAUCACGCAUGGGUUUGCAAGUGUUCCUGGUCAGCAUUUCGUUCUGAAGUCGGGUGGUGGAGAAGACGCCCAGCAACAGUGCCUCAUACAUGGGGUCGUUCACUUCAAACGGGACCAUAAGUAUGUGAUCCACAGCGGAAGGAGCACAGUGGCAGGUUUCACAGUGGCAGUUGCCAAACAGUUCACUCCUUUGAGGGAUGCUUUCGGUCGCCCGCUUUUUCAGGUUCCUCUGACACAUGCUCAGCAGAUCCAGCGCGGUAUGGAGAUUUUCGAGGUACCAUUGCAUCGAGUGGUUUCGGGGGGCACCUCCAAUUGGGCUUUGCGACAGGUUGCUCAUGGUCGCUGUGUACAUUGGGAGAACUUUCGGUCGAAGCAGGAAGGGGUGUUCGCGGGGGUGCUAAUGAGAGCACUUCGAUCGGAGCAAGCAGAGCAAGAAGGCACUGAUUUUGUUACCAUUCUGAAUGCUACUCAGAAGAAGUUGCAUCCAGAUGCGGAGCUUCAUGAUUGGUCAGCUCGCUACAAGACCAUCCAGAAGCUGGCUGAGGACUUGGUGAAGGACUUUCGUAAGCAUGCACCAGUUCAGACAAAUCAGACCUUGCUGCAGCGACUUCAUGCUCUUGAGACUGAGAAUGCACCAAGGAGCCCCAUCCCCGACUUCGAAGAAGAGGACCUUGAAGCUGUUGGUGAUGGUGAAGCAACCGCCGACUUCAGAUCGCCGGCUCACGUCUUCUCCGAAGAGGAAGAAGAAGAGAACAAGGACCAGGGUCCGAUCGAUGCUCAGGACACCUUUUCGCAGUAUCUCCCGAAUCGUGACAGCACACUUUACCUUGAGAACUGCAGCUUGGAGGGUCACAACAUCAAGAGUGUCAACAACUGGCUGGCAUCUACUGCUAUUGGGAAAGGCAAGAACAAAGUGAUUGACACCGCAGUUUCCGAGUUCGUUGCUGCAUGUGCUAAACUUGAUGAUGGUAGCAGGAAGCCAGUUGACAAAAUCGCAGUGGAAUGGGGUCUCUCAGUUUCCUUAGCUUCUAAGUUGAAUGAGAAGUGCCUCACUCGCUUGAUCGCGGGAGCUCACUUGCUGGCCAACCAGUUUUCUGCAGACAUUUUCGUUCGCAUCCGUGAUCUUCUGGUGCAGUUUCGUGACCGUGUUCAACUUCAGGUCUUUUCUUCGAUCAUGGCAACCAGGCAAGCCGAUGAAUUGCAGAUGCACGAGAUACUCGACCUCAUCGGCGACAGGUGCAGCGAUGGUGUGAAAGGUGGAGAUUACCUCCUCGUGUUCGUUCAGGACUGCGGCAAUGGGUUGAACAUCAAUGUCAUUUACAUGAACAGACUGUUUGUCAUGAUAAGUCCUCGGUUCAUACAGCAGUUCAUCGAGAUCUUCGACAAAUGCGAGGACUUGUUUUCACUCCGGCUGAUCAUUUCCCUUCCUCUCUACUUGUUGCCUGUCCUUUUGCUUUUCACUCGCUAUUGGAACCAGGCGAUGAUCGUUCAUUUGGUGUGCAGCAGUGUGGACAAUAUCGAUGCAGUCAAGAAACUUCUCACUUAUAGGAUCAAAGAGAUGACAGGUAUGGUGACUUGA